Aethina tumida (small hive beetle) is the source of this 1884-nucleotide messenger RNA. It is a transcript of the gene Nmnat, whose product is annotated as nicotinamide/nicotinic acid mononucleotide adenylyltransferase 1. The record is from RefSeq and is a predicted model, not a curated record. The transcript has 5 exons. Gene Ontology annotation, biological process: NAD+ biosynthetic process. Bases 96 to 1334 code for a protein of 412 amino acids. Gene Ontology annotation, molecular function: nicotinate-nucleotide adenylyltransferase activity; nicotinamide-nucleotide adenylyltransferase activity. NCBI's taxonomy places the organism in Eukaryota, Metazoa, Arthropoda, Insecta, Coleoptera, Nitidulidae.
UCAAAGCUACGCUAGCUUAUUGAUGAGAGUUAACCUACAAUAGAAUUUGAUAUUUGUUUUUAUUUUGGUUAAAAGGAUAUGAUUCAAAUUACUGUAUGAUUCAAAACAUAGGAGGAACAAUGGGACCUGCCAAAAUUAUUUUAUUGGCCUGUGGCUCCUUUAAUCCACCCACAAAUAUGCAUUUAAGAAUGUUUGAGAUCGCCAGAGAUCACUUGCAUAGGAUGGGAACAUAUCAAGUAAUUGGUGGUAUAAUUUCACCUGUUCAUGAUGCUUAUGGUAAAAAGGAAUUGCAAUGCUACACACACCGACUAGCAAUGACUAAGCUUGCACUGCAAGAUUUGGAUUGGGUUAAAUUAUCAGACUGGGAAUGCAAGCAAGAAACCUGGAGUAGGACCAGGGAAGUCCUACAAUAUCACCAAAAUCAAAUCAACUCUUACCUUCAUAACAAUAGAAAUGAAGGAAAUAAAGAUGAAUGUACAUGGUUGCCUGUUAAUGAGUUAAAGAAUGCCACUCCUGGAACAGUGACAGUGAAGUUAUUGUGUGGGGGUGAUUUACUGGAGUCAUUUGGGACACCUGGAUUAUGGUCUGAUGAAGAUAUAGCAGCUAUUGUGGGACAGCAUGGACUGGUGGUAAUUACUAGGUCAAAAACAAACCCCCUCGAGUUCAUUUACAAUUCUGAUUUAUUAACAAGAUAUAUGGGCAACAUUACCAUUGUGACCGAAUGGAUCAGAAAUGAGAUCAGUUCAACGAAAAUUAGGAGGGCGCUCAGAAGAAACGAAUCCGUGAAAUAUUUAUUACCAAACCCAGUACUAGAUUACAUUUACAAAAACGAGUUGUUCAGAGCUGAAAGACCUAAGUACACCCUCGCCCCAACAGACUAUAACAACCAAUUUCUCACACCAUCACCCACUGACGUGAGCAUGGAGUCGCCGAGCCCGACAAAUUGCAUGAUGAUUUGCAACAACAAUUUAUUCGCGCGUUCACCGUCAACCGAAAAACGCUUAUCCAUCGACUCCGUCGACUCGGCCCGGAAGAACGCCAUCAACUCGUUGCGUAUGCCGGGCCAGGCCGUGAAGAUUAUCACGGAACGCACGGGGGAGCACAAGGUCUUGAAAAAUGAGGUAGGUAAGGGUGAACUGCCUAAACUGAAAGUCGAGGACAAAACGUUGAAAACCUCCAAGAGCUUUGGUAACUUUAAAGAGAUCGAGUCCGAUAGGCAGGCCAAGACAAGCGGCAGUCUCAAAGAGUGCAAGAGCUGCGACGAGAAUUUAAUUAAGUUUAUUUUUACGAAGCAUGGAAUUCAAGUUAUUAGUGACGUGGAGACGAUAGUCUAAAGUUGACGACGGUUUCUGGUGGAUUUAUGUGCCAAAUUUUUUGACACGCAUUCGAAAUUUUUAUGAAAUGCGUGAGAAAAUAAAAAUUUAAUUGGAUAACAUGAAAAGGGGAGAUAUUUUAAAAGUGAAAGAAUUAGAAUGUUAUUUAUAGAUAUUAUCAGUAUUAAAUAGUUUAUUUAAAACAAUAAUUAAUUUAUCAAGCACUUGAAAUCGGCGUCAUCAAUAAAAUAAAUGCUUGCUAUAAAAUGGCUGUUACAUUUUUAAAAUCAAGUACAAAAUAUAAUCAAUCAGAACUGAAUCAAAAAUCAAAAUGAUUACUCGAUAAAUGUAAACGGAAUUAUAAAGUUAAUUUUCAAUAGAAAAGUGAAACAUCCAAUUGUGUAUCUAUAAAAUACUGAACAUAAAUAGUUGUAGCUUACAUUUUUGAAAUAGUGGUGGAUGUAGUUAAGUUGGUUUUAGAUAAUAUAUGUUAAACCACCUUGUAAAUUAGCAAAUUUUCAUUUCAAAUCAGAUUGCAUAUAGCUUUGCCGCUUAUUUAAGUAAUUUGUUU